Messenger RNA from Baudoinia panamericana UAMH 10762, 1558 nucleotides. RefSeq lists its product as uncharacterized. Gene Ontology annotation, molecular function: RNA lariat debranching enzyme activator activity. NCBI's taxonomy places the organism in Eukaryota, Fungi, Ascomycota, Dothideomycetes, Mycosphaerellales, Teratosphaeriaceae. The coding region runs from base 26 to 1558 and encodes 510 amino acids. Gene Ontology annotation, biological process: mRNA splicing, via spliceosome. The record is from RefSeq and is a predicted model, not a curated record. Gene Ontology annotation, cellular component: post-mRNA release spliceosomal complex. The transcript has a single exon.
AUCUUCUAGCAGGAUAUCACCAAUAAUGGCGUCCAAAAUCGUAGUGCUCGGUGACGUUAAUGGCCGGUUUACUGAGGUCUUUGCAAGACUUGCCUCAUUGCACGCGAAGCAAGGUUUCGCGUUUGCGAUCAUUGCCGGUAAACUGUUCGGCGAAGAUGACAGUAAUGAGCUCGACAAGCUGCUGAGUGCGGAGCUCCCCGUGCCGCUCCCUAUCUACACAAUUCCUGGCCACCAUCAUAUACCGGAAAAAGCUAGAGCGUUCUACGAGACUGGAGAACUUUGUCCCAAUCUUAGCGUCAUCACAAAGACGCUGAAGACAUCUGAUGGGUUCCGGAUUGCUACCACACAGUCUUCAAUUGGUGGAGAUGCCGACAUCCUGGUCACGGACGACUGGCCUGCUGGGGUUCAAGACGGUGCUAGUGCUCAGUAUGUCGGUUCUACCCCUCCACCUCAAGGCGUACGAUCCGUCUCGGAUCUGUGCACUGCCUUGAAGCCGCGGUAUCACUUUGCCACAUCAGAAGCCUACUACGAGCGGGAGCCUUUCUUUCACAACGGUCCCGCACCCCACUCUGUGACUCGUUUCAUCAGUUUGGCACCUUUCGGAAAUGCUUUCAAGCACAAAUGGAUAUAUGCGUUCAAUCUAGAGCCUUCAGCGCCGCCUCCAACCGCCAUACCACCUGGUUGCACAGCUUCGCCGCUCACUGCUCCCAAGAAGCGCAAGGCUGAGGCCCAUGAUACUAACGUGAACAACUUCCGGUUUGCGAACGGCAACGGCAAUGCUCACCACGACUCGGAGUACGGUUCUCGAAAGCGCGGAAAAUGGCAGCCGCCACCGAAGCCGGACCAGUGCUACUUUUGUUUGUCGAAUCCGGCUUGCGAGACUCACAUGAUAGGAUCGAUCGGCAAUGACGUGUAUUUGACAAUUGCGAAAGGGCCACUCACCACGCGGACAACUUUUCCGGAGCUGGGAUUCCCGGGUCACAUGCUACUGAUUCCGCUGCAGCACGCCCCUACGACAUCGGCAAUACCUGACGACGAGACUCGGCGAGCGACCAUGAACGAGAUGCAGCGCUAUCGUGGAGCCUUACAGAACAUGCUAGUGGAGUGCAGUAAAGGCGAAGACGGUCAGUCAAAGCUGGGUGCAGUGACGUGGGAAAUCAGCCGUGGCAGUGGGGUUCAUCUGCAUUGGCAGUUUCUGCCUAUGCCGGCGGACAUGAUUCAGCGCGGGCUGGUGGAGGCAGGCUUCGACGUUGAGGCGGAGAAUCUAUCGUAUCCGAAGUUUGCGAAAAGCUUCAAGGAAAUGGAGAAGGUGGAGGAGGGCAAUGACUUCUUCAAGGUAAUGAUCUGGUCGGAGACACUGCGGAAGGAGAUGGUCAUGCCGCUCGACAAGAGCUUCAGGUUUGACUUGCAGUUCGGCAGGAGGGUGCUUGGCAAGCUUCUAGGGCUCGAACAGCGGACACAUUGGCGAAAAUGUGAGCAGACGAAAGUCGAAGAAGAAGCUGAUGCGGAGACCUUCAAGACAGCGUUCAAGGCGUUUGACUUCUCGCUUGAGGACUGA